Molecule: messenger RNA, 3369 nt
Organism: Branchiostoma floridae (Florida lancelet)
Lineage: Eukaryota; Metazoa; Chordata; Leptocardii; Amphioxiformes; Branchiostomatidae
Product: mothers against decapentaplegic homolog 3-like
Biological process (GO): regulation of transcription by RNA polymerase II; BMP signaling pathway; transforming growth factor beta receptor signaling pathway
Cellular component (GO): heteromeric SMAD protein complex
Molecular function (GO): I-SMAD binding; DNA-binding transcription factor activity, RNA polymerase II-specific; RNA polymerase II cis-regulatory region sequence-specific DNA binding
Source: RefSeq, a predicted model, not a curated record
GGACGUAUAUCGUCUAGAAUCGGCGGUGAACGAUCACUUCCUAAUGGCUGACGUCUGGAAUUAAAGUAAAGAGUGGGUGUAGAAAAUUGUUGAAUUUCUUCGCCCGGAAAUCGUCCAGUCGGCCCAGUUUUCGGCCAAACUUUUCCCAGGAAGGCUCCACAGCCGUCGGCGCCGAUUUUCUCUCGCUGGCACUUCAGAAAAGUCCGCAAAAGCCAUGACGUCGAUGUUACCGUUCACUCCACCGAUUGUCAAGCGGCUUCUGGGAUGGAAGAAGGGGGAAGGGGAGGACAAGUGGUCGGAAAAGGCCGUGAAAAGUUUAGUCAAGAAGCUGAAGAAGACGUGCGGUUUGGAGGAACUUGAGAAGUCUAUCACACAGCAGGACCCCAACACAAAAUGCGUGACUAUUCCGAGGUCCCUGGACGGUCGGCUGCAGGUGUCUCACAGAAAAGGUCUUCCACACGUGAUCUACUGCCGGCUGUGGAGGUGGCCGGACUUGCAGAGCCAUCAUGAGCUGCGCGCGCUCGAGACCUGCGAGUAUGCCUUCAGCCUGAAGCGGGAGGAAGUCUGCGUCAACCCCUACCACUAUCAGAGAGUCGAAACUCCCGCGUUACCUCCAGUUCUGGUGCCCCGAAACCCCCUGGGAGACCUCCUGGCAGAACUAGCCUUGGAUGGCAGCUAUCCGGCGCCAGUACUUCCGCCAGUCCUGGUACCUAGGAACCCGCCAGGGGAGAUGCCAGCAGAGCUCCCGCCACUGGACGAUUAUCUGAACUCCGUACCAGAGAACACCAGCUACCCGCAGGACGUCCCCACACAGAACUACUCUCUACCAGACAACAGCAUGGUCACUGACUCAGGCUCGGAGAUGUCCCCCAGUCCUAACCCCAUCCCUAGCCAAGACUUACAGCCAGUCACGUACACGGAGCCGACGUUCUGGUGUUCGAUCGCGUACUACGAGAUGAACACGAGAGUCGGGGAGACGUUCCACGCCUCCCAGCCCUCGCUGACCGUGGACGGCUUCACGGACCCGUCCAACUCGGAGAGGUUCUGUCUAGGUUUGCUGUCCAACGUCAACAGGAACCAUGUCAUAGAACAGACGAGGAGACAUAUAGGUAAAGGAGUUCGGCUGUACUACAUCGGAGGGGAGGUGUUUGCGGAGUGUCUGAGUGAGAGCAGUGUGUUUGUACAGAGUCCCAACUGUAACCAGCGGUACGGCUGGCAUCCCGCUACUGUCUGCAAAAUACCUCCAGGCUGUAACUUGAAGAUUUUCAACAACCAGGAGUUUGCCCAGCUCCUGUCCCAGUCGGUUAGCCAAGGCUUCGAGGCAGUGUACCAGCUCACACGAAUGUGUACCAUCCGCAUGAGCUUUGUCAAGGGCUGGGGCGCGGAGUACCGGCGCCAGACGGUCACGUCAACGCCGUGCUGGAUCGAACUUCACCUGAACGGCCCCCUGCAGUGGUUGGAUAAGGUCCUAACGCAGAUGGGGUCGCCCCGGGUUCCGUGUUCGAGUAUGUCGUAAUGACGGACGGCGUACGCUUUCUUUGUAUGUACAGCCAUAAGCGGGGAGCUUUGAUUGGUGCUUGGAGGGAAACGGUGGCGGUCUUACCGUAUACAAUCAAACCUGUGCAAGAGGACCACUUUGGUACAGAUAAAAUCUGGUCUAUAUGGACUGGCAGUCAUUGUUGACAUGAUUCUUAAUGCCUGUGUCAAUGGGGGAAAAGGGGUCGCAAUGCUCGGUGGUCCUUAUAUAAAGGUGGUCACUUGUACAGGUUUGACUGUAUUCCAACAAAACUGGGGAAUCAUUACAAUAGUCAAGGACCAGAAACAAGACUGACACAAUUGCUUCAGAUUUGAAAAGAAACAAUUCAAAAUCUGAAACGGUAACUUUUUAAAAGUGAAGUAUCGUUAGAUCCACAUACAUUUUUCGCUGAAAAACAACAACAACAAUACACAGAAAUAUUACAUGAUAUCUCAAUAUACAUGUAAGGAAAAAACAAGCCAGUGACACUUCAAGUAUCGUUGGGCUGUUCAGCUUGAAAAUUUGUCUUCUAAAGUUUAGGAAAUGAAUUGUGAAAUUUGAAGUGAUCGGUGUUAGUUUUUGUAUCUCAUAUGAAAGUGUUAAUACACAGAUUACACAGCAAAGGGAUGUAAGCUUAACUUCUGUAAAAGAUUAGGCAGAUUUGUAAGAAUUGUUGAACAGCUUCUUUGUGGUAUGGCUCCAUCACCAAUCAAAGCUUUGCUUACAUAAAUGUAUUCAGGAGGGUAUAUGUGAAUGUCUGAAAGCAGGGUUCUUGUUGGCUCGUAGGUUGGGAGAAGAUGAAUUCUGACAAUGUAUUAUUACUUUAACCUCUUCGGUUACUCUAUAGAAGGUAUAUAGAAUUCUUGUGCGUUAUAUCUUAGUAGGACAAAACAUUAAAGCAUAUGUAUGCAUAUAUUAAUACUGGAGGCAGAACAUGUAUUUUAUGCGCAUAACUUGCUCUCAAGGAUCGUAUUACAAGCUCUGUCUACCCUCAAUACAAAAUAACACAAACAACCAGCUUUCCCGACAACAAGAACAAAAAAAUAAGCUGGCAGAAAUUUCGCAGUCUUUUAGAAUACUGAUUGUUUAUGUACAUGUAUGAGAGGGUAUAUAUAUGAAAAUAAAGUUAAGCUUAGCAUAUAAAAUGCUCGUGAAAUUUUUGUAGAGGCCAGUACAACAAGAAAUAGUUAUCUACCCUUUUGAAUGAGAUUCAGUGCCAGAUUUUGUAGAAAUACUGACAAAAUCACCCCCCUCAAAAGCAGGAAAUUUCUUGCCACUGGGACAGACAAAAAGUAGCUUUAACAAGUAACUUUCUUUCUGGUUGUGAGUAAAUUUUGAAUAGUCGAAAGAAAAUGCUUAUUUAUUACUGUUUGUAUGUCAAAGAAAACGUGCUAAUUUCCCCACUACCACUAACAACAGAGGGAUAUUUUUGUAUUUUGUUGUGUGUGAAGUUGCAAUUGAGGCAAGAAAACAAACUAAUGUGUUGAAACGUGGGUCACUUUGGAGGUUAAACCCUGAAAAUUUGAUUUGAAAUCUUCUGCUUCCUGAUGUUAACUUUAGCCAUGACAAUUAGUUGCAUUAACUGGGCGAUGCUGGGAAAGUUUUAAUCAAAUUUUGGAGAUUACUUGAGUAUGUGCAUGUCACACAUUUAAAAGUCUGACAAAAUUGCCCAAAGGACGUAUCUUAAAUUUAGAGUCCCACUCUUCAGUGUAAGAUUAAAACUGUGUUGAGUAAUUAAUGUGGACAACAAUAACAACAUAAUAGUUGACUCUAAGAUUUUCUUCCUUGUCGUUGUGUGCCAUCGGGCAAUGUCUUCUAAACCAAAGAGAUCUUUUUCAAGUGAAUGUGAACAA